CCAUAGACUAUGAUUGUGGCACAGGAACUGGGUUGCUCUCUCUUUUUCCUCCUGGGAUCGUUUACUAAACGCUGACCGCAGUCCACGCUCAUUGUCCAGCGCUACACUUGAGAGAACUGGUCCUGCAAGUUGUUUCUGAGCUGGAGUCACAGAGCUUCACAUCACCGACCUGCUGCACGGACAUUGCGGAUCUCUCCUCCUGACUGAUUCUCGCCCAAUAAGUAAACGUCUCUUGGGGAACAGCCAUGCGGUCGGUCACUGCGUUUCUGAUCUUCCUGUGCUGUGUGGGAUUUAUUGGAUGUAAACCCUCAUCGCCCUGUCCGCGGGGACAGUUUCUACUGAAGAGCCAGUGCGUCCUCUGCCAUCCCACCUGCUCCGAGUGCGACGGCCACGAGCUGUUUGAAUGCACUACCUGUGGAGUUGAUGAAGAUGGACAGGAACGUUUCCUCCACCAAGGUCGCUGUAGGACGCACUGCCCCCGGGGACUCUACCCUGACAGGGGUCACUAUGCUUGCCUGCCCUGCAUAGCCAAUUGUGAACUCUGUGCGGAUGGCAACAUAUGUGCCAAAUGUCGGGAACACUACAAACUCCAGAAUGGGGUCUGCCAAACGGCGUCCUGCAACACAGGCCAGGUGCAGGACUCUGAUACAGGAGAGUGCAUCGACUGUGAGAUGGGAUGCAAAACAUGUUCCACCGAGGACCCUGGGAUCUGUAGCAGCUGUGUUGAAGGUUACUUCCUCUUUAGACACCACUGUCGCAGACAUUGCCCCCAGAGCACCUAUGAGGACUGGGGCAGGGGUGUGUGUUUGUCCUGUCCCGCACCAUGCUCAGACUGCAGGAGUAACACACGCUGCCUAGCCUGCCAGCCCGGCUACUUCCUCAAUGGAGGAGAUUGUAUUAAACAGUGCCCAUCUCAAACCUUCAGUGACUCCACUGGGUGGCUCUGCCAGGCCUGCCACGGCUCCUGCCAGACGUGCCACGGGCCGCGGUCCUCCGACUGUAACCUGUGUCUGGGGGGGAACCCUCCUCUACAUGGGCAGUGCCCUCUAAUUAACUGCCCAUUGGGACAAUUCUAUGAUGGUAAGAGGAACAACCAUAAUAAGGCCCUAUUUCAAGAUGUCAAAAAGC
This is a messenger RNA of Notothenia coriiceps (black rockcod), 1128 nucleotides long. Its product is annotated as proprotein convertase subtilisin/kexin type 5. The transcript has 6 exons. Lineage: Eukaryota; Metazoa; Chordata; Actinopteri; Perciformes; Nototheniidae. The annotation marks the transcript as partial. The record is from RefSeq and is a predicted model, not a curated record.